CCCCAACAUCAUGUGUUCAACAUCAUCAAGUUUAUCGUCGUGAAAAACGUCCUGAUCGCUUAAAAUUUGAAAUCGAACGUCCCGUCGAUUGUAGUGUGAUUGGCCAUCCAAAUGCUACAUUGAAUGAAUGUGGAUAUUGUGUUGGUCAACAAACCAACCUGGAUUUCGAUCAUGGAAAAGAUUGUCAAGGAGUUUGUUUUGGUAAUACAACCAUAGAUUGCAUGGGUGUUUGUGGUGGCGAUGCAUAUCUUGAUGAAUGUUCAGGAAUUUGUAUCCAACCAGAUUUAGUUGCAAUCGAUAAACAUUCAUCAAUAGUAUUGAUGAAUCGAGAUUGUCGUGGAUUAUGCUUGAAUCCAUCGGCAACUGUAAUUGCAACCGCAACUGACAGCAACGACAAAGAAUCGUCAUCGAAUCAACAACAACAAAACAAUCCAUCAGUUACUGCAACACAAUCAUAUCAAUUGGAUCGUUGUGGAUUUUGUUCACUUUCAUCCACACAACAACAAUCAACACCAUCAAUGAAUGAUCCAAUGACAAUGUUGUCACCAUCAAUGGAUUGCAAAGGAAAUUGUCAACUUCCUGGCUUAGUCAAGCAUUCGAUUGUAUGCGGACAAUGUAUUAAUCAACAAAAUGAAAUGUCAACUGUUAUCGAUAAUUGUGGACAUUGUCUAUCCGAAGGUCAUCCAUGUUCUUGUGAUCGUGAUCCAAUACGCUGUGGUUGUAUUGAUCAGAAUAAUUGUUAUCUGAUCAAAAACCUGAUGCCAAUGGCUAUACCUAGUACGGUUCCCGUCAAUAUAUCGAUUGUUGGUUAUUUUUAUCCAUAUGUAAAUCAAUUGUAUUGUGUAAUACGUUCACAAUCUGAAUUUGAAAUUAUCGAAUCAUUUCCGGUACAAUUUUUAUAUAAAAAUAAAACAUUCAUACAAUGUACAGUCAAAUUGGAACAAUCUGGCCAAUAUGUAAUGGGUUUAGGUUUUCGUUCGAAUGUGCUGAUCACACCUCCGAAAGAUUUGCUGCAACUAUAUGUUUUCGAUUCGAAAGCAGUUAAUCUGACAACAAUCCAACCACAACGAUCAUUUUCCAAUGAAUCUGAUUUGCCAUUAAUGAUCAAAUUUAAUGAUGACGAUAAUCAUGAACUGCCUCCAACACCUAUUCGAUGUUUAGUUCAAUACGAAAGUGGUGAACAAGAACUUAGUGAUUAUGGCCAAGAUCAAUAUUCAUGUCGAUUAAAGGAAUCUGGAUUGCGAACAAAAUCACAAACAAUACGUUUGUAUCCCACAUUUGAUGGCAUCAAUCUAAUCGGCCAAGGAUUUGAUCAUCUAAUUCAAGCUUCCGCGCCGAAAAUAUUUCCAUUAUCCUCAUUCAUAUCGGAAGAUAGCCUGUCGAUCAUUGUUAAUUUUGAUAAAUCAGUCAAUAUUGAAUUGAUUGAAAAUCAUAUCCGUGAAAAUAUUGUUGAUAUUGGUGAUGAUGAUGAUUUGGCAUUAAUAAUGUGUGAUUAUCUUCUCACCGAAUCAACUAUUGAACAAUUGAGUUUAUUCGAAUUGGAAAGUUGUCGAUGGGCAACACGAACACAAUUUAUAAUAUCCAUAUUGAAACCAUUUGCAUCGGAUAUGAUUGAAAUCCAAUUCAAACCACAAGUUCUAUCGGAAUAUGGACAAAAAUAUUCCUUAUUGAACGAAGCAUCAUCGGCAAACAUAUCAAAACUGUCCAACCAUUUGAAUUGGUGGAGUUAUGAACCAAUGAUUGCCAUCAUUGGACCUAAUGAAAUUUCUUUUUGUGGCAUAUUUUCAUUGAUUGGACAUUAUUCAUCACCACGUGGUACAACCGAUGUAGAUUUUGAAUGGAAAGUCUCCGGUGAAGUAACUUCGGAUUUAAGACAAUAUGUUCAAAGUCAACGAAAAUCAACAAAUCUAUUGUUGAAUGCUGAAAUGUUUGAUAUAAAUACUGAAUAUUUGUUUACAUUCACUGCAUUCAUACAUGCACGACGUCAAAGUAUCGAAGCACAACACUCUUUAAUUCGCCUUGGAUAUGAAUCACCAAAUUUGAUUAUUUACUCAACCAAUCUAUUGAACAACAAUCCCAUUCAUGAAAAUGAUCCAGUCAUAUUGUUUGGUGAUUUUACCAUACCGGAUUGUAUAUUUCCACCACAAUUAAUAACAAUGCAUUGGGCAACUAAUGAUCCAUCAGUAUUGUUUCCAAUCAAACAAAUCAGUAAACGCUAUUCAUCGAUAUUUCCUAUCGAACCAUAUUCAAUGCCACCAGAUCAUCUGACAUCAUUCACAUUGAACGCUUAUAUUGGUUUCUAUACAAAUCAAUCAAGCAAAGCUAUGUUUUCCAUUAAACCAAAGCCAGUGCAAUUGAAAGCUAACCCAGCCAAUGGAAUUAAUCGUAUUACAAUUGGUUCAAAAAGUGGGAUGCUUAUAAUUCCAUCCAACACCAAUGAUAAUAUCCGUCAAAAACGUUUGGUUUAUCAAUGGAGUUGCCAUGACACGAAAACUGGACAACCUUGUUAUUAUAAUUUUCAAUCAUCAUUCAAUCAUGGUGGUUUACAUAAAAAUCCAUUGUUAAUCACACGCGAAAUUCAAACACAAAGUUCAUUAGUAUUGAAUUCAAGUUCAUUUCAACCGAAUAAUCAAUAUUUAAUUGGACUUCAAGUUUUCGAUGCAAAUGAUAGUCGUUCCAAUUCUGAAACAGAAUAUAUUUUAUUGAAUGUUUUGGAUGGUUUGAAACCACAAAUAUUCGUAGGUCCUGUUUAUAUAAAUGGUGAAUAUUUAGUACCAUAUAAUCAGCAUUUUUCUACAUUUGUUAUUCCAUCGGGAAGUGAUAUUGUAAUCAAAGGAAAAGUUUUGCUUCAAAAUGGUUUGAAAUCGGUUCAAUGGAAAUCACAAACAUUUCGUUAUCCAUUAUUAUGGGCUAAUGAUCCAAUCAAUGGCGGUGAUCAGGAAAUUCAUACCGAACUUUAUUUAUAUGGAGAUACAUUGACUGCAUAUGGAACAUAUAAUUUUAAAUUAGAAGCAUGCAGUUAUACGAAUGAAUGUAGUUGGGCAGAAAUUUCAUUAUUGGCAGCUCAAUCAACAACAAUGUGUGAAGUUGGAAUUGAAUCUCAUGUUGAAUUCGAAAUGACGUUUGCCAGUAUUGAAAAGUGUAAUCUUUCACCAAGUUCAUCACCGGUUACUUAUCAAAUAUAUUUGGAAGAUGAACAUUAUUCAUUGAAAUUACCAUUAACAAUGCCACAACUAUCACCGGUGAUAAUUUUUCCAGGAAUUCCUGUACCAAUUUUUAAUGAAAAUCAAUUCACACGAUUAACGGUGAAAACAUGUGAUCGUUUUCAAACCUGUACACUACAUCGAUCAUAUCCAAUACGUGUUGAACAUUCGCCUAAUUUAACCCAAUCAAUUUUACAAUUAAUACAACAUGCACGGCGAGUAUAUCAAACUGGUGAUAUGCUUAUGGCAAUGAACUAUUUGAAUCCUAUCCUAUUGAAACAUGAUUUCGAAACAAUAGAAAACGUAACCAAUUUAUUUGAAAUGGCAAUCAAUUCAAGUAUUGAAUUUGCAACCACAGCAUUACAAUUACCAAAUUUAACCCUAAGUCCAGGACAUUAUGAAUUGAUGUUCAGUAUGUUUAGUCAUGCAUUACAUAAAACCGACAAACUUGAAUUACGAAGAAAACUGCUUAAUCUUAUUAUACGUUAUUUUGAAAAAGCUGAUGCUCAUCACAUCAAAAUAUCGAUCAAAAAUAUCCGUAUCAUUUAUGCUAAUGUUAUGAAUUCAUUUGUUUCAUUCAAUCACAAUCAUCGCCGAGAGAAUGAUGAUGAAGAAAAUCGAAAAUUCCUCAAAGAUAUACGUCAAACAUAUCGAAGCAUUAAGCAAGCGAUUGCAACAAGAAUACCAUUAGGUGCACAUACAGUAAUAUUGGCAGAACGAAUCAAUUAUCACGAAGAUGCAACAACCACAACCACAUUGCCAACAUCCAAAAUUCAUACAGCCUAUACUGAAAUUGUUCAUUCGGAUAAUGUUGAAGAUUUAUUUCUAAAAGUACAAAUGUCUCCCAAUCAAACGAUUCAAGCCAAAGUGCAAUUUGGACCAGAAAUUCGACAAAUGUUCAAUAAAAGUUGGAAUUGUGGUCGCCCAAGACAUUUAUGUUCAAGUAUUGUACAAUUUGUUACUGUAUUCCCGGAUGAUAAUCCAUUUCCUCAUCCAAGUGAUCAACAAUCACAUCGAUUAUCAUCCAUCAUCGAUAUAUCUAUUCAUGAUCCAUAUAAUGGUCGUGAACAAUCGAUUCGUGGCCUAUUUAAAGCAUCUAUUUUUGAAUUGACUGUUAUUGGAAAUGAUUCCUUCGGUGGAUCAGAUUAUUCCACUAAAUGUCAUUAUUUUGAUGAAACCAAACAAAAAUGGUUGAUGGAUGAUAUACAUCCAUUAGGCAUUGCAUAUAAUCAAGCUGGUUGUUGGUCUGGUCAUCUUUCCAGUUUCAUUGUUCUAAGAACAGUAAUGGGAAUUAAUGCUGAUUAUGUAAUCGGGGUUUUAGUCGCCUGCACCAUGGGUGUAUUGGUAUUGGGUAUGAUGGUUGUUUUCUAUGUUCAACGCAAAAAUGAUAAUAUUGCUGCUUCGAAAAAAGCUGCCGAUGAAGCAAAGAAUGGCCAUUCAAUCGAUAAAAGCAAAUUAUCCAAUGAUAAUGAUCAAUAUUCAAAACGAAAUGAACAUAUUGCCAAUCUUAAACGAAAACAUCAUACAGCCAAAGUUGGUGUUGCAAAUGAAACCGAAACCGAAAUUCAAAGCAAAACGAUUGUAGUGACUGAAUGACAAUUCAAUAAGGUAUUUAAUAUACCCAACAAUUUUAUAUUUUCAUUUCCACAAAGACAAAAUCCCAAUGUUUUAGCCAACCCAACAAUAUUCAUUGAAUAAACUUUUUUUAAAAAUCAAAUAA
Messenger RNA from Dermatophagoides pteronyssinus (European house dust mite), 4923 nucleotides. RefSeq lists its product as uncharacterized. NCBI's taxonomy places the organism in Eukaryota, Metazoa, Arthropoda, Arachnida, Sarcoptiformes, Pyroglyphidae. The record is from RefSeq and is a predicted model, not a curated record.